UGAAUUGUCAGAACUUCAGAAAGUGACGAAUCCUAAGCUUCUGUCUUAACAAAGAUAAGAAAAGGUGAGUGUUUUUGAGAUUUAAUCUGUGUCUCUUGAUUCUGCCAAACUUGUUAGAUGAGAAGGAAACCAGACAAAAUUAAAGAUUAAAGCAGUUUUAACUUUUAAAUUCCUAUUUUCAGAUAUUCUGGGAACCACCAGUAAACCUGCAGUCUGAGAGCGAAGUGCUCUGUUAGGAACAUAUGGAACAAUCAGAUCACUGAUGUAUGAUGGAGCUUGGUUAUUAAGAGCUUUUAUGUGAGAAACACUCCUCCUCACUCACCGGUAGACAUCCAGGGAGCAGACAUUGAGAAGGUGGAUACCUUUAAGUACCUGCUUAUUCACCUCAACAGCAAACUGAACUGGUCCAACAACACAGAUGCUCUGUAUAAGAAGGGCCAAAGCCACCUUUACCUCCUGAGGAGGCUGAGGUCCUUAGGAGUUAAUUCCCAUCUGCUAAAAUCAUUUUAUCACUCUGUGGUUGGCUCUGUUGUCCACUCUGCUGUGGUCUGUUGGGGUGCAGGCAGCUCUGAUCAUGACAGGAAGACACUGAACACGUUAGAUAACAAGGCUAGCUUGGUUCUGAGCUGCCCACUGGAUUCAGUUAAGGAGACGUGUGAAAGGAGGAUGCUGGGGAAGAUGACCACCAUCUUAAAAAAAAUCCUCCCACCCACUGCAUUCCACUGUGGAGACCAUGGACAGCUCCUUCAGAGGCAGACUGAGACAUCCCAGAUGUAAAACAACACUACCAUAGCUCAUUCAUCCCCUCUCCAGUAAGAGUGUAGAACUCCUCAGUUUAACUGGUACUGACAUUAUCCUGGUACACAAUACCACCAAUGCAAUAUUCAGUAUGUGUUCAAUACUCAUUCAAUACCAGAUUUACAUUGUAUGUACGUGUCUCUUGCACUAUGCUGCAGUGUUGGAACCAAAGUUUUUUCCUUUUUUAUUUGUGGUUUUUAGUGGUCGAAGGUCACAAUUCUAGACUACUGCCUAUGUGUGAUCAACGAUGUCUAUUCUAUUCUAAAGCUUCCAGAAGCUUCUCUCAGACCACUUGUGUUCUCUGUCCAAAAUACAAACGUCUUUGGUGUAAAGCUAACUAUGAGUCUGCUGCUGCUGCCUCUUGGCCAGAGUGUCACAAAUGAGAAUGAGUCUCAGUCGACUCGUCUGGUUUAAUGAAGAUUAAAUAAAAUAAGGUCAACUGUUGUGUUAGAAUAGUGUAUUACUUAUGUAUGUAGAAUAUUUUUAGCAUAGCUAUAUAAUAAUUAUAGUAUUAUAUUCAAUUAAUUACAUGUAGAAAAUGCAACAUUCGUUUAUUCUUUAGCUUAUCAGAGCUCAGAGAGUCCAGCAGGUGGCGAUAGUGCACCUUUACGCUGGUCACCGACCGCCGGAAAAAGCGGAAACCGAAAGUUGCUAGCAGAGCUAGCUUGUCGUUCUGGUGUGUGAGGAGAAUUUUUGAGGCGGUUAGCUCUACUCCGUGAACUCAGGUGACCAAAGGUCCUCUUUUCCAGACUGGAUCUGUCCUCAGCUGAUCAGAACCAAAGCGUUGGAUCUUUAAUCUCCUGCGUUGUUCUGAAGCAGCAUCUUAAUCAGCUCUCCUGCUUUGUUUCUAUUGCAGCUGUUAGCUAAACACGGCUAAAGAAAACCUGCUACCACUUCAGGAUCAACCAUCAGCUGGGACUGAUUCAUCGUGUGUUCUUCACCACCUGGACCUGGACAGCAUGGACACAGGUUUUCAACAGCUGGCGCUGGUUAAAGAAGAAGCUCCUGAAGAACAGAGUGCUGGUGUGGACCAGCAGGACCCAGAACACCUCCACAUAAAGGAGGAACAGGAGGAGCUCUGGACCAGUCUGGAGGGAGAGCAUCUCUGUUUGAAGGAGGAGACUGAAGCUGUCGGGUUUCCUGUUACUGCUGUUUCUAUAAAGAGUGAGGAGGAUGAAGAGAAACCUCUGGUCUCACAGCUUCAUCAGCAGCAAAUAGAAGACAGAGAUGUUCCAACCAGCAGCUCAGCUGACCAGAUGGCAGCAGAAACUGGUGGAGGAGCAGGAACUAGCAGGAACCCAGAUCUGAACCCUCAUGAACAAACAUCUGAUUCUUCAGAGACUGAAGUUAGUGGAGAUGAUGAAGAAGGUGAUGGUGUGACUCUAGACUCUGAGCUUUCAGAGUCUGGGUCUGAAACUGGAGAUGAAGAACGUGACUGGAAUGAGAGCAGGUCUUCUGAGUCAGAUGAACUUCCACAGCAUCAUGUCUGGGAAAAAGAGGAGGUUCUGACUGACCAGCAGCAUUUGAACCAGGAGAAAACCACCACUUUGGAUCAGAAGGAACCGGAACCUACACUGAUUAAAGAAGAACAGCAGGAACUCUGCAUCUGUCAGCAUGAAGGGCAGUUCAUUCUAAAGCAGGAAAAUGUUACCGUCACCGUGAAUUCUCCUUCUGAAGGAACAGACAGCUUUAAACCAGAACCAAAGAGGAACCAACCCUUUUGCCAGAAUUCUACUGGAGCUGAGAACCAAGGUCAGGAUGGAUGCAGGAACGAAACAUCAGAACCAAACACCAAUGAAGAACUGACACAAAAUAAAAGACAUCGACAAACGAAAGAUCACAGAGACAGUGUAGACAGUCAGAAAAUAAAAAGGCACAAGAGGGCUUAUAGAGAUGAGAGGCAAUUUUCAUAUAAACUCUGUGGAAAUUCUUUCAGUGACAAGUCUUUUAUAACUGUUCACAUGAGAACUCACAGAGAUGAGAAGCUGUUUCCAUGUAAAACAUGUGGUAAAUGCAUAUCUCAGACUAGUGCUUUGACUAAACAUACAAGAACUCACACAGGUGAGAAUCCAUUUGCAUGCAAGUCUUGCGGUAAAUGUUUUACUGACGAUGCCAACUUGACUAGUCACAUGAUAACUCACACAGGUGGGAAACCAUUUAGUUGCGAGUGUUGUGGUAAAUGUUUUACCAAAAGUAGUAACUUGAUGAGUCACAUGAAAACUCACACAGGUGCGAAACCAUAUGCAUGUAAAACUUGUGGUAAAUGUUUCUCACAGAUUAGUGAUUUGACUAAGCAUGUAAGAACUCACACAGGUGAGAAGCCAUUUUCAUGUGAGUGUUGUGGUAAAUGUUUCACCAACAGUAGUAACUUGACUAGUCACAUGAGAACUCACACAGGUGAGAAACCACAUGCAUGUAAAACCUGUGGUAAGUGUUUCUCUCAGACUAGUGAUUUGACUAAACAUAUAAGAACUCACACGGGUGAGAAACCAUUUACAUGCGAGUCUUGUGGUAAAUGCUUUACAGACAAUAGUAACUUGACUAGUCACAUGAGAACGCACACGGGUGAGAAACCCUUUACAUGCGAGUAUUGUGGUAAAUGUUUCACUAACAGCAGUAACGUGACUAGUCACAUGAGAACUCACACAGGUGAGAAACCAUUUGCAUGUAAAACUUGUGGGAAAUGUUUCUCUCAGACUAAUGAUUUGACUAAACAUAUAAGGCGUCACACAGGUGAAAAACCAUUUACAUGUGAGUCUUGUGGUAAGUGUUUUACUGACAAUAGUAACUUGACUAGCCACAUGAGAACUCACACGGGUGAAAAACCGCAUGCAUGUAAAGUUUGUGGUAAAUAUUUUGCUCGAAGUGGUAGCUUGACUAAACACAUGAAAACUCAGCACAGGUGCUACAUCCGUCUGAUACCAGAACAGGCAUUGCCACGAUGUUUUGAGCUAAUCCUGAGCCAUGGCUGGCGAGCCAGGGACACGCUGUACGUAAACACGUGUGACAAGGAGUCUGGGGAUCGAAUACCGCCUGGGCCCUGUUUCUCCACCUUGCCACAUGGAUUACCAGCUGAAAGAGACCCGUGUCCACAGUUAACAUUUGAGAAGAAGUCUUCAGGGAAGCACGUCCUCUCUAAGUGUAUAAAAUCAUUACGUCUAGCAACCGAAGGCUCAGAGAUCCUAGUAUCAAACACUGACAACACAGCAUCAAGAGUUUUGAACGCAAUGCAAGUGUUCCGAGGAUUAGGUGCAAUGAUAUCGGUGAGGAAGCUAGACUCUGCUAACUUCACUCUUUCUUGGUGCAACUAUGUCCGAAGAAGUCCUGAGCAUGGCAUCAAACUGGAAGAUGAGAUUGUGUGUGCUGAGAGGCACAGAGGACUGACAGCGGACACCAGUAGCCACCUGAUGAAGCCACUCCAGAUGGGAGACGCAGGACCUCGCGCGCAAUCAAACCCACCACAUGGUCGAAACGAUCUGCUGCAGUUCAAACCAAGCUUCAGAAUGGAGACGAAAGCCUCACCUUGGGUGCCUGUGCCUUCUUCCAAUUUUAAGCUGCACCUAGAUACUGAGUUCUGGGGGGCAGGGGGGAUUGGGGUCUUCCAAUCUAACACCAAGCAAGAGACGCUGGGAGGAGUCACAAGUGGACCGGGCAGAGUGCUUCAUGAAACGGGAGUUGUCAUGGAGACGAAGAGGAGACAAGAAGGAGGGGGGAGUGAAGUAAUAAAAAGGGGGGCCCAUGAGAGUUCUGGGGUCUGGGAAAGUUCUGUACGAGUUUGGUGGAGCUCGGUGUUUUUUGUCUUACCCGCUGCGUCGAGCUCCGGAUGUCACGUGACUCAGAGAGUAGAUGCCAUGUUGGCAGAUCCUGACGGGCGCUACAUCGGGUUUUGGCAUACUGGUCUUCUGGCACUGGAGCAGGAUGAGACAGCAGAUAACUGGAAACUUCUUGUGAACACGGUUAUAGAAUGGCUGGAAUAUUCUUGUGAUGUUCACUACAAAACGUUUAUAAUCAGUAACUUAAAAGCAGUUUUAACCUUCAUCUGGAUUACUGUAAUUCUCUCUAUGCUGGAAUUAACCAAGCCUCAGUGUUUAGACUACCCCUGGUCCAAAAUUCAGUGGCUAGCUGAGGUGAGCACUCUGUCCUCACUAACCAUCUCUGAGGCAAUCUUCCACAGGAAACAUCACUCUAAAGAAAACCUGCUACCACUUCAGGAUCAUCCAUCAGCUGGGACUGAUUCAUCGUGUGUUCUUCACCACCUGGACCUGGACAGCAUGGACACAGAUGUUCCACAGCUGGUGCUGGUUAAAGAAGAAGCUCCUGAAGAACAGAGUGCUGGUGUGGACCAGCAGGACCCAGAACACCUCCACAUAAAGGAGGAACAGGAGGAGCUCUGGACCAGUCUGGAGGGAGAGCAUCUCUGUUUGAAGGAGGAGACUGAAGCUGUCGGGUUUCCUGUUACUGCUGUUUCUAUAAAGAGUGAGGAUGAUGAAGAGAAACCUCUGGUCUCACAGCUUCAUCAGCAGCAAAUAGAAGACAGAGAUGUUCCCAUCAGCAGCUCAGCUGACCAGAUGGCAGCAGAAACUGGUGGAGGAGCAGGAACUAGCAGGAACCCAGAUCUGAACCCUCAUGAACAAACAUCUGAUUCUUCAGAGACUGAAGUUAGUGGAGAUGAUGAUGAUGAUGAUGAUGAUGAUGAUGAUGAUGUGAAUCGGGACUCUGAGCUGUCAGACUCUGGGUCUGAAACUGGAGAUGAAGAUGAUGACUGGAAUGAGAGCAGGUCUUCUGAGUCAGAUGAACGUCCACAGCAUCAUGUUUGGAAAAAAGAGGAGGUUCUGACUUACGACAAGCUCUCUAACCCAAAGACCACCUCUAGUUUGGACCAGGAGGAACAGCAGGAACUCUGUAUCCAUCAGCAUGAAGGGCAGUUCUUUCUGAAGCAGGAGAAUGUUACCGUCAUGGGGACUUCACCUUGUGAAGAAACAGACAGGAGCCGACCCUUUUGUCAGACUUCUACUGAAGCUGAGAACCAAAAUCAGGAUGGAUGCAGGAAUGAAACCUCAGAGCCAAGCACCAAUGAAGAACUGACACAAAGUAAAAGACGUCAACAAACCAACGAUCACAGAGGCAGUGUAGACAGUCAGAAACUAAAAAGGCCCAAGAGGGCUCACAGAUAUGAAAGACAAUUUUCAUAUCAACUCUAUGGAAAUUCUUUCAGUAACAAGUCUUUUAUAACUGUUCAAAUGAGAACUCACACAGAUGAGAAACAGUUUACAUGUAAAACUUGUGGCAAAUACUUUUACAAGACUAGUGAUUUGACUAAACAUAUAAGAACCCACACAGGUGAGAAACCAUUUACAUGUGAGUCUUGUGAUAAAUGUUUUACAGACAAUAGUAACUUGACUACUCACAUGAGGACUCACACAGGCGAGAAACCAUAUGCCUGUAAAACUUGUGGGAAAUGUUUCUCUCAGCCUAAUGAUUUGACUAAACAUAUAAGAACUCACACAGGUGAUAAACCAUUUAUAUGUGAGUCUUGUGGUAAAUGCUUUACUAAUAGUAGUAUAUUGAGUAGUCACAUGAGAAUUCACACAGGCGAGAAACCAUAUGCAUGUCAAACUUGUGGUAAAUGUUUCUCUCAGACUAGUGCUUUGACUAAACAUAUAAGAACUCACACAGGUGAGAAACCAUUUGCCUGUGAGUCUUGUGAUAAAUGUUUUACAGACAAUAGUAACUUGACUAAACACAUGAGAACCCACACAGGUGAGAAACCAUUUAUAUGCGAGGCAUGUGGUAAAUGUUUUACUAACAGUAGUAACUUGACAAAUCAUAUCAGAAUUCACACAGGUGAGAAACCAUAUGCAUGUAAAACUUGUGGUAAAUGUUUCUCUCAGACUAGUGUUUUGGCUAAACAUAUAAAAACUCACACAGGUGAAAAACCACAUGCAUGUAAAGUUUGUGGUAAAUGUUUCUCUCAGAAAGGUAACUUGACUAAACACAUGAAAACUCAACACGGGUGAGAAGUCUUUUCCGUGUUUGAUCUGUAGAGAGAGCCACUCAACCAAACAUUUUUUUUACUUCUCAUGUAAAAGUUCACACUUGAUAUUUUAUUCUUCAAUAUUUUUGUUUAGUGUUUUUCCCUCACAUAAUUAACCUGACACAAAAAAAUGAGAACUCAUGCAGUUAAGGCGAAACUAGAAAACUGGUUUUGGAUGAAGCCAUGCUAUUGGCUGAGGUUUUUAGACAAAUGCAAGAGAACAACCGUUUUGUUUAUUUUCUUUUUAAUAUCCACAACAUAUUUGUAGCUACAUUAUGUUAGAACAUUGUAGAAAAAAAAAGAAAAAAAAAAGCUUGGAAAAAGGUUUAAAGCUAACUUGUUUUACAGAUUUGCCAUUGUUUAAGAGUACACUUGCCUAGUUUGACACAAACAAUAUUUUCGGGAUAAGCACUGGCAAAAUAAAGAAACAGCCUCAAAGACAUAUGUAACAACUGUGGACUCCCAGUUUUUCAUUUGGACAGUAACUUGAAAGGCAGUUUUUGUAAUCUUCCAAAACAUUAACAUCUUGAAUCUGAGGGUCCCUGGUACCAGGUACGCUAGCACUUCCAGCAACAAAGUCGUUCCACAUAUAUGCUUAAUAAUUACUAAUAAUUAUGAAUUGCGAACUGCACAUGUACAUAAUGAGAAGAAGCUUGUUUAAAUAAUGAUGGAUGUUUUCUACCUCAAAAAACACUAAAUUCCAACAAUAUGUCAUUAAGUAUUAAUUUAAUAUAAAUAUUAAUUAAUGAAUUUAAAUUAGAGCAACAGUGUUAUUGGUAUUGUUUAAAUAAUAGAGAAUAGG
Molecule: messenger RNA, 7634 nt
Organism: Nothobranchius furzeri (turquoise killifish)
Lineage: Eukaryota; Metazoa; Chordata; Actinopteri; Cyprinodontiformes; Nothobranchiidae
Source: RefSeq, a predicted model, not a curated record